GGUCGAGGGCGGCGCCUGCGCGCGGGGAAGGGGUGGGCGCGCCGUGGAACGGACGCGCCAUGUGUGCCUAGCGCUGCCCGCGCGGGAGCAGCCUCAGUGCGGGGCGGCCGCCGCCGGGCAGCGCUGCGCGCUCGCGGCUCCGGGCUGCUCCCCUCCCCCGCGCCGGCCGCAGGCUCCUGGCCUGGGGGAGAGCGAGCCCGGGCUAUGUCUUCCUCUCGGGGCUUCCUCUACGGCUACUUCUGCCUCGCCAGCCGGGCGGCUGCCCGCCGUUCCCUGCUGCUGUGCCAGCGGGCGGCGGGGGCUUCCUCCGUCCUCCCGGGGCCGCUGCUCCUCGGCGGCGCCCGGCGGCGCCUCUCCGCCUCCCGCGGGCUGAGCCCUGCUGCCCGGUGCGCGGCGGCGGGGCGGCGAGAGGGCGGCAGGCGGGCGGCGGCGGGGUCUGGGCCGUGCGCGCCGAGACAGCGGGGCUACGGCGGGCUCGGCGCGGCGGGCGGCGGGUUCCGGCCGGCGCGGGUGGCGGUGGUGGCCAAGACGACGCGGUACGAGUUCGAGCAGCAGCGGUACCGCUACGCCGGGCUCUCCGAGGAGGACCUCAAGCAGCUGCUUGCCUUGAAGGGAUCUAACUAUGCUGGUCUACUGGAGCGACAUCGCAUUCAUACAAAAAAUGUGGAGCAUGUCGUAGACAGCUUACGGAACGAGAGGAUAGAAGUCCGUCUUGUUAAACGUCGUGAAUAUAAUGAAGAGACAGUUCGGUGGGCAGAUGCUGUUAUAUCAGCAGGAGGUGAUGGUACAAUGUUGCUGGCAGCCAGUAAGGUCUUUGAUAAAUUUAAACCAGUUAUUGGAGUAAAUACGGAUCCUGAAAGAUCAGAGGGCCACUUAUGCUUGCCUGUGAGGUAUACACAGUCUUUUCCUGAGGCACUACAGAAGCUUUAUCGUGGUGAGUUCAGGUGGCAGUGGCGGCAACGAAUCCGACUGUAUCUUGAAGGAACUGGUAUUAACCCUACCCCUGUAGAUCUACAUGAACAGCAGCUAAGCCAGGAGCAAUACAGCAGGGCUCAUAUAAAUGAAAGAUUCCAGGAUCAAAGAUCUGAGAUUUCUGGUCCUCAUCUUUUGCCAGUGAGAGCACUCAAUGAAGUCUUCAUUGGGGAAUCUCUCUCAUCCAGGGAGAACUAUAAGUCCUGCAAACCCAGUUUUAAAUUCUCGCUUCAUAGGGCCUCCUAUUAUGAGAUAUCAGUUGAUGAUGGUCCAUGGGAAAAACAGAAGAGUUCAGGGCUUAAUGUAUGCACUGGAACAGGAUCAAAAGCAUGGUCCUAUAACAUUAACAAGGUAGCAAAUCAAGCUGUUGAAGAGAUCCUUAAGAUUGCUAAAAAGCAUGGAGGUUUGAAUCUGCCAUUGAAUGCAGAACUAGUACAAAAAGUAACAAAUGAUUACAAUGACUCCCUGCUCUAUAGCCCAGAAGAACCAAAGAUGCUUUUCAGUAUUCGAGAACCUAUUGUAAACAGAGUUUUCUCAAGUAGUCGGCAGCGUGGCUUCUCUUCAAAAGUCUGUGUCCGUUCCCGUUGCUGGGAUGCAUGUAUGGUUGUAGAUGGAGGAACAUCUUUUGAGUUUAAUGAUGGGGCAAUAGCUUCAAUAUUGAUCGAUACAGAGGAUGCACUGUGCACCGUUCUGCUGGAAGAAUGAAGGACCCUAGUGUGUUUUCUGUUGAAACAAUUCUGGAUCCAGAGAGGGAACUCCUGGAGAUACGCAGCAUGUCACAACGCUGCGUUAAGUUGGAAGUUAGCUUUUUUUGGAUGCAAAAGCAUUUGAAAGAAGCCUGAGACACUUUUCAUUCCUUGGGAUGGGGAAAUCUUAGAAACCUAAUACUUAAGCUGUUUUGCAUCUGGUGUAAAAGAAAUGUAUCUGAAGUCUUACUUAUAACUUCAGUGAAAAUUGACGCUUCUAACCUGUAAAGCAAACGUGAAAGAGCAUCUUUUUAAACUUGGGUAGAUGGGUUCAAAUAUUAAGACAGUAGCAUUAAAUAUUCAGAUGUACAGUUUUUUAAUAGCAGUCUGGGACUGAUGAAACUAAACACCUUCAUACGUACACUUUUGUAGAAAAGCUGACUGUCAAGAUCGAGUGACUUGAUGCAAGGAUACAUAGAUUUUGGUAAAUUCUGAUACCUAACAAAAAUGGAAAUAUGAACUUUUUAUAUGCUUUUCAAAAAUUUUACAACUUUGUAGUUUUCAUAUGAAUUGUGACAUAUCUUUUGGCUCUUCCAGUAUUUUUUUCCUACUGUAUAGAUUUGCAUUGAAACUUUUGUCUGGUUUAGUUUCUUGAAGCUCUGUUCACAUAUCUUGAAUGAGUUACCUCUCACCUUUGCUGUUUGGAUAGAGAGAGACUUGAAACCUAAGGGUAUUCUUAAAGCCUUUAACAGGAAUAUAUUAACUAUGAAAAGUGUAUUGAAGUAAUAUAUGCUCCUUCACUGAAUGGAGUAACUGGUUUGCAGGUGUUCAGUCACAGAAGUUUAUGUAGGUAGCUAUCACUAAAAAAGGCCUUAGUAAAUAAAAUGGUUUGGAAUUUUGGCUUCUGAAGCUGCUUUGUCACUACAGAAGAAUGAGAUGUGCUAGUAGUUGGAGUGCAGGUUAACACCUACGUGUUUCCCUGUCUUCCGAGUUUUUAACUACCCCAUAAAAUGCUUCCUUUCCCAACCCCAUGCUGAAUUCUACUGGUUCAAUUGGCACCAAAUUACAGCUAACUUCAUGUGCUUCUGAUUAUGUAUCUGUUAGGUAAGCAAGUUUUUAAUACAGGAAAAUAUAAGCUCCAUGAUUAUGAGAGGGAAUUGACCUUUAAAUAAUGUUUUAGAGAAACUGUGAACUUUGACUGCCUUUGGAAGUUCAUGCUGAUUAAUGCAUAGAGGAGAGGGCAGAAUUUGAGAAAAUGGAUUUGCUACAGCCAGAACUCUUCUGGUACAUGACUUGAAACAAUUUUUUUUGUUGUUGUUUACUACAGAUCUAUUUCCAAAAGGCAGAUUUCCACAAAAUACUUCUGAGUGAAGAGGCUUCUGUAACAGAUAUUCUCAGGUCUAAUGGAAAUAUUAUCCAGUGUGGCCAAUCAGUGUAUUUAUUGCCAAUCACAAAAAUGUAAACUGAUUUUUAUAGGUGGAGGAAGUGGAUAAAGGACUUCUGCCUUUCACUAGUUAGUUUUUCUUUUUUUUUUCCCCCUCCUGCAGAGUUUACUCUGAAACAGAGUUCAGAGGAAAAGGAUUUGACAAGACCAUUGAAUUCUAGAAAAAUGGGAUACUGAUAUAUGAAUAAGCUGUCACUGUUUUGUGCACAUUUCAUCUUUUAAGUGUGCUGGUGAUUGAAGUACUAUUUACAAUAUCUGCUUAAGCUAUCUGGAUUGUAAAUGGGAAGGGGAAAAUCAAAGUAGUCAAAUAUUCUUUAUUCUCAUAGUUUCCUGAAUUUUAAAAAGUUUCUAAAGCUCUUCUGUAUGUCUGAGCUGCAAAACUACUCUAAAGGUAAAGAUGUGAAAGACUUAAUCCUUCUUUAGGAAGUGGGUUGCACAGAAACUAGGGGAUUAGUUAUUCCUAAUCCAUCUAUAACCAGAUAAAUGAUGGUUUAUGUGCCUCUCUCUAGUAUACAAGUCAAUAUGCUGUUUAAAAAAAAAAGCGCCAGUGAAAUGAAUUUAUGACUUCCUAGGACUUUGCCACUAACUGUUAGACCAGAGGCUUAUUUGGGAUUAAAUAUUCAGGUAUUUAAAGUGUCCCUAAGUACCUACAUGGUUUUAAAUUUAUGGCAGAAGUUCUAUUCCCUGCUUAUUCAGAGAUGUGUGUGCUGUAAUGUUUAAAUGGAGCCGGAGUAGGGUGUCAUCUUCUUAAAUCUGUUAUUCCUUAUUCUGAAGGCUGAGACUAAAAGGCAGUGUUUUUCAAGUCUUAUAGACCCUAAGCAUAAUCUGGUUUAAGGCCAGAGGGUUUAGGGUUUAGUAAAGAGAUUUCACAGUUAAAUUCUUAACCAUUAUAUGUAGUGAAAUGGAAACAUGACCUACUCAUGAGUGGCCUCUACUGGCUUUGUGUCUGUAUUUAAUUGCACUUCUGUUGAAGCAUUUACUGGUGAAUGCUUGAUUUAAAUAACUAUGAUGGGUCAGAGAUCUAUAAUAGAUAAUUAGUAAGCAGGGCUAGCUUUUAAUAAAGAACCAUAAAAGCCUUUUUAAGAAUCCUUUAUUACAAAGGAAUACAGUACAGACAAUUUACCUGAUAGACAGUGUUCUCUGAUAUGACUGAGUAUUGGUUUAACACUGAUUUAAUCGGCCUGGUCUGGCAAUCAGCUCUGUCGCUCUUCCACCUGCUGAUUCAAAUCCCUGGUCUAUUUUCAUUUAGUGCCAGUCCAUACUUCUGUAUUCUGCUAAAAUAAACCUGUCAUUCUUUGCUUUUUUAAAGUGGUGUUUAUACAUUAUGUAAUAAAAUUAAAGCGUAAUGGAUGUUUGAAA
This is a messenger RNA of Dromaius novaehollandiae (emu), 4461 nucleotides long. Its product is annotated as NAD kinase 2, mitochondrial. Gene Ontology annotation, biological process: NADP+ biosynthetic process; NAD+ metabolic process. NCBI's taxonomy places the organism in Eukaryota, Metazoa, Chordata, Aves, Casuariiformes, Dromaiidae. Bases 205 to 1677 code for a protein of 490 amino acids. The transcript has 12 exons. Gene Ontology annotation, cellular component: mitochondrion. The record is from RefSeq and is a predicted model, not a curated record. Gene Ontology annotation, molecular function: NAD+ kinase activity.